This is a messenger RNA of Saccostrea cuccullata (small rock oyster), 591 nucleotides long. RefSeq lists its product as uncharacterized. The record is from RefSeq and is a predicted model, not a curated record. The coding region runs from base 1 to 591 and encodes 196 amino acids. NCBI's taxonomy places the organism in Eukaryota, Metazoa, Mollusca, Bivalvia, Ostreida, Ostreidae. The transcript has a single exon.
AUGAAUGCAGCAUCGCAACUCUUGUUAACACUGAUGAGACUCAGACAUAACUUUGGCCUAAAGGAUUUGGCGGCACGAUUUUGUAUUUCCAAACAGUCUGUCAGUGAAGUAUUUAAUGCAUGGGUUGAUCAUAUGUAUAUGAUGUUGGGUGCAGUACCAAUAUGGCCUCAUCGUGACCAUGUCAUUAGCAAUAUGCCAUCACAGUUCAGAUCUGAAUUUCCAAGAACCAUUGCCAUUGUUGACUGCACAGAAUUGAAAACACAGAAACCUUCAUCUUUAAAGUUACAAUCACAAAUGUAUUCUGAUUAUAAAUCGGGAACAACUUUAAAAGGACUGGUAGCUUGUGAUCCAAUGGGUAAUAUUGUGUUUGUCAGUGAGCUAUUUACAGGGUCCAUGUCAGAUGUGGUUGUCACUCAGAAAAGUGGAUUUUAUAAACUCCUACGUCAACUUUUGGAGGCAGGCUACAUUCUGCAAGGUGACUGUAUCAUGGCAGAUAAAGGAUUCACCAUUGAAUCAGAUUUGAAAUCUUUGGGGUUACACCUAAACUUGCCGUCAUUUGUAAGUAGGUGGAACACAGAUGCCUCAAUCUGA